AUGGCUGCCCUAAGAUUCGUGAGAUCACUUCGAGUCACAGGAGCAGAGCCAGGACGUGUGGAUUUUGAGCUUGAUAUCAAGAAGGAGCAUACUAACCGUUUAAAUAUCAUUCAUGGGGGUACAAUUGCUAGCAUGGUGGACCUAGGUGGCUCACUAGCUGUUGCGUCAAGAGGUCUUUAUGCUACCGGUGUUUCCACUGAUUUGAAUGUCACAUACCUCAAUUCUGGUGGUAAAGUUGGAGACGUAUUGAAAGCGGUAGUGACUUGUGACAAAUGUAGGUCGGAAAGACGUUAG
Molecule: messenger RNA, 294 nt
Organism: Sclerotinia sclerotiorum 1980 UF-70
Lineage: Eukaryota; Fungi; Ascomycota; Leotiomycetes; Helotiales; Sclerotiniaceae
Exons: 5
Coding region: 1-294 (97 amino acids)
Molecular function (GO): fatty acyl-CoA hydrolase activity
Source: RefSeq, a predicted model, not a curated record